AUGCCACCCACUAUCCUGGUCAUGUUCCUCUCGGCUGCAGCCGUCGCAAGCAGCCAGUAUAUGGCGAACCUUAUUCCGGACUCAGUUCCACUGGCCACAAGACGUAAAUCGGAUCGUGAACAGUCAUGGUGCCAAUCCCAAACUUCUCAAUGCCCACUCAUCUGUUUGCAAAUACCAGGCGCAAAAGGCAGCCCGACCCAAAAUACCUGCUCAGCUGACACGCUUGCCUACCAAUGUGUCUGCAGCAAUGGCCUUUCUCCUAACGCAUCUCAAUACUCCUUGACUAUGCCCUAUUAUAUCUGUACCGAGACGGCGACUCAAUGCGUCAAUAAAUGUUCAGACUCCGCCUGCCAGUCUGCUUGUCGCAACGAUCACCCCUGUGGUGCUCAGAAGCCCAAAAUUGCGAACACCACUGCGACUUCGGCCACGCCUGUCAUAAGCACAAGUGUGGCGAAUAUCCAGGCGACAAAAGUACCUACCGCGGGUGCAUCACAAUCUUUCCCUCUCGGCAAUGGCUAUAUCCUUCAGUCUUGUGUGCUUAUUGGAGGCGUAAUUGCUGGGCUUGCCGCUCUUCCUUAG
Penicillium chermesinum is the source of this 579-nucleotide messenger RNA. RefSeq lists its product as uncharacterized. The transcript is spliced from 3 exons. The coding region runs from base 1 to 579 and encodes 192 amino acids. NCBI's taxonomy places the organism in Eukaryota, Fungi, Ascomycota, Eurotiomycetes, Eurotiales, Aspergillaceae. The record is from RefSeq and is a predicted model, not a curated record.